AUGGGUGAAGGUGGAAGAGAGAAAGGAGUGGAGAGGGAAUGUGAACCCGGCCAGCCCCUCCACUGCCCCGCUGUGUCCCCCAGCGCCCAGCCCUGGACACACCCCGGCCAGAGCCAGCUGUUUGCAGACCUGAGCCGAGAGGAGCUGACAGCUGUGAUGAGCUUCCUGACCCAGCAGCUAGGGCCAGGCCUGGUGGAUGCAGCCCAGGCCCGCCCCUCGGACAACUGCGUCUUCUCGGUGGAGCUGCACUUGCCCCCCAAGGCUGCAGCCCUGGCCCACCUGGAUAGGGGGAGCCCCCCGCCUGCCCGGGAGGCACUGGCCAUCGUCUUCUUUGGUGGACAACCCCAGCCCAAUGUGAGUGAGCUGGUGGUGGGGCCGCUGCCUCACCCCACCCACCUGCGGGAUGUGACAGUGGAGCGUCAUGGGGGCCCCCUGCCCUAUCACCGACGCCCCGUGCUGAUCCGGGAGUACCUGGACAUAGACCAGCUGAUCUUCGACAGGGAGCUGCCCCAGGCUGCUGGGCUCCUCCACCACUGCUGCUUCUACAAACGCCAAGGACGGAAUCUGGUGACGAUGAACACGGCCCCCCGAGGUCUGCAGUCAGGGGACAGGGCCACCUGGUUUGGCCUCUACUACAACAUCUCAGGGGCUGGGUUUUUCCUGCAUCCCGUGGGGUUGGAGUUGCUGGUAGACCACAAGGCUCUGGACCCUGCCCGCUGGACCAUCCAGAAGGUGUUCUUUCAAGGCCGCUACUAUGACAGUUUGGCCCAUCUGGAGGACCAGUUUGAGGCGGGCCUGGUGAAUGUGGUGCUGGUCCCAGACAAUGGCACAGGUGGGUCCUGGUCCCUCAAGUCCCAGGUGCCUCCGGGUCCAGCUCCUCCUCUGCAGUUCCAACCCCAGGGCCCCCGUUUCAGUGUCCAGGGCAGUCGAGUGAGCUCCUCAUUGUGGACUUUCUCCUUUGGCCUUGGAGCUUUCAGUGGCCCCAGGAUCUUUGACAUCCGCUUCCAGGGAGAACGACUAGCUUAUGAGAUCAGCCUCCAAGAGGCCUUGGCCAUCUAUGGUGGAAAUUCUCCUUCUGCUCUGCGAAGCCGGUAUACAGAUGGUGGAUUUGGCUUGGGUCACUUCUCUUCAACUCUGACCCGGGGGGUGGACUGCCCCUACCUGGCCACCUAUGUGGACUGGCACUUCCUUCUGGAGUCCCACACCCCCAAGACAAUACGGGAUGCCAUUUGUGUGUUUGAACAGAACCAGGGCCUCCCCUUGAGGCGACACCACUCAGAUAUCCACUCCCACUAUUUUGGGGGCCUUGCAGAGACAGUGCUGGUUGUCAGAUCUGUGUCAACCAUGCUCAAUUAUGAUUAUGUGUGGGAUAUGGUCUUCCACCCCAAUGGGGCCAUAGAAGUCCGACUCCAUGCCACCGGCUACAUCAGCUCAACAUUCCUCUUUGGUGCUGCCCAAAGUUAUGGGAACCAGGUUGGGGAACACACGCUGGGUACCGUCCACACCCACAGUGCCCACUUCAAGGUGGAUCUGGAUGUAGGAGUUUGA
Molecule: messenger RNA, 1548 nt
Organism: Canis lupus familiaris (dog)
Lineage: Eukaryota; Metazoa; Chordata; Mammalia; Carnivora; Canidae
Product: membrane primary amine oxidase-like
Exons: 2
Coding region: 1-1548 (515 amino acids)
Biological process (GO): amine metabolic process; response to antibiotic
Cellular component (GO): plasma membrane; Golgi apparatus; early endosome
Molecular function (GO): primary methylamine oxidase activity; quinone binding; copper ion binding
Source: RefSeq, a predicted model, not a curated record